Messenger RNA from Homalodisca vitripennis (glassy-winged sharpshooter), 1540 nucleotides. Its product is annotated as DNA primase small subunit-like. Gene Ontology annotation, biological process: DNA replication, synthesis of primer. The record is from RefSeq and is a predicted model, not a curated record. NCBI's taxonomy places the organism in Eukaryota, Metazoa, Arthropoda, Insecta, Hemiptera, Cicadellidae. The transcript is spliced from 9 exons. Bases 216 to 1463 code for a protein of 415 amino acids. Gene Ontology annotation, cellular component: alpha DNA polymerase:primase complex.
CAGCUGAGGGAGUACUGCACACUGCACAGUGCAGUCCAAAUUGAGGUGGAAUUUGGAUUAUUGUGUAUAAGCAAUAAGCAUUUUACUUUCCCAAUAAUUGGGUAAGGUAUAUUUGUUCUUCUACAGUAUAUUUUCUACAUUUUAAUUGUUAUUAGGAGUAAAGCGGUUUCCUUACUCCUAAGCUAAUACCUUGCAGUUAGGAAAAUUUGGCAAACAUGAGCUACUCAGAUGACCAGCUUCCUGACUUGCUACCACUUUACUACAAAAAGUUGUUUCCUUUCGGGCCGUAUUAUCGAUGGCUGAGCUACGGUAACUUGGACCCGAACUGCUUCCCGAACAGAGAAUUUUCUUUCACACUGCAGGAUGAUGUGUACAUCCGGUACCAGUCUUUCUGUAACCAAGACGAAAUGGAAAAAGCGAUACAACAGAAAUGCCCUUUCAAAAUUGAUAUUGGAGCUGUAUUCAAUACCAGACCCAAGGACCGAAGAAGGUCAUCAGUGUUUGCCCCUCUCCAGAAGGAGCUUGUGUUCGACAUUGAUAUGACAGACUAUGAUGAUGUCAGGAACUGCUGCUCUGGAGCUGACAUCUGCACCAAGUGCUGGAAAUUCAUGGCACUGGCUGCUAGAAUACUGGAUACAGCACUCAGAGAGGACUUUGGAUUCGAGCACUUGUUAUGGGUGUUCUCGGGCCGGCGAGGUGUUCACUGUUGGGUAUGUGAUGAGUCUGCUCGCAUGCUUGACCAGUCGGCUCGCUCAGCUGUUGCUGAGUACCUGCAAGUUGUCUCUGGCGGUGAGAAUAAGGAUAAGAAGGUCGUCAUUCCCUCAGAAAUGCAUCCUUCCAUAAAGCGAGCGAGAAACAUGAUCAACAAAGAGUUUGAAGAGAUGAUUGUCGGUGACCAAGACUUUCUGGGCACCAAGGAACGUAUGGCCAAGGUCCUGACUUUGAUACCAGACAAGACAGUGAGAGAGGAAGUGGAGAGGGCAAUGAACGACUGUAGCACAUCCAAGGAUCGGUGGAACGCUUUGGUGAAAACUGUCAACAGUGCUGCUCAGAUUAAGAAUCUGAAAUGGAAACUGAAGCAUGUCGUUGACGAAAUAAUUCUUCAGUACACCUACCCCAGGCUUGACAUAAAUGUGUCCAAAGGUCUGAACCAUCUGCUCAAGUCUCCAUUCUGUAUCCACCCGAAGACUGGCAAGGUCUGCACCCCCUUCACGCCAAAGAUUGCAGCAAAGUUUGAUCCAACGACAGUACCCACUAUAAGUGAACUUGUUGAAGAACUUAGAAUGUACGAUCAAAAACAAAGUGAAUUAAAUAACGAAGAUGACACUACCAAAAGAGUGAAAGGAUACAAAAAGACGUCAUUAAAUUCAAGUGUUCACAUUUUUGAAGAUUUCCUUCGUAAACUUGAAGCCACAUGGAAAGGCAAAAGGAUAGAAAUCAGUGAUCAAAAGAUGGAGUUCUGAUAUGAUUGGUAGCCGCACAAAGUAUACAUGUUUAAGUGAUAUUAAUAGUAUUUUGUAAGAAUAUAUUUUUAUAAUUC